GUCUGGGUCACGCUGUCAUUAGUCGUCGGUUCCCCAGCCUUGACAGAAAAACCUAUAAAAUGAAGAUCUGGGCCUCCGAACAUGUUUUUAACCAUCCAUGGGAGACAGUAACCAAAGCGGCAAUGCAGAAGUACCCCAACCCCAUGAACCCCAGUGUAUUUGGUGUUGAUGUUCUGGACAGAAGUGUUGAUUCUGAGGGACGGUUACACAGCACCAGACUGCUCAGCACGGAGUGGGGGCUCCCCGCCAUAGCCAAAUCUAUUAUUGGAGCAACAAGAACGUGCACCUACGUUCAAGAACAUUCAGUAGUGGACCCCAAACAGAAAACCUUUGAGCUGCAAUCAACAAAUAUCUCAUUUACCAACCUUGUAUCUGUGGAUGAGAAGUUGACAUACAAGCCACAUCCACAGGACCCAGAAAAGACGGUGCUGACACAGGAGGCUCUGAUCAGCGUACAGGGAGUCAGUCUUAGCAGCUACCUUGAGAGUCUGAUGGCAAACACCAUGUCUGUUAACGCCAGCAAGGGUCGGGAGGCGAUGGAGUGGGUCAUCAGACGGUUGAACACAGAGAUCGAGGAGCUGGCCGUCACGGCUUGUGGUUCCAUUCGCGUUCCAAUGGCAGCAGCCGUCGCCGAUAAAUGAUCCCGGCUCUCUCCCGUCCGCUUUCUCAUGAACCGACGAACUUCUCAGACAUUUUACCCUUGAAGUGGACCUCUCAUCUCCAUCAGCCAAGACAGCCUAAAAAAAAUCCACAGGCCCGUCCCUUUCUCGUUCGUUAGUCACAAGAUCACGGUUAGUCCUUCCUCAGCAGUCUGCACGGUGGAGUUUCUCCUUGCCUAUGUGGGCGGUGAUGAGCGUUGAGCUGAUGACAGUUUACCAAACAAGGGUUAAUCAGAUUAAACUCGAAGCUCGUGGGAUGUCGUCUUGUGAGGUUAAAGCACUAUUUUUAAAAACAAAUUCACACUGUGCCUACAUAUCCUCUCAGCAACGUAAUCCUUUCCUUCCUGCUCUUUAACAUUUCAGAUUUUCAAAUCAUUUUAGAUAGGUGUAGUACAUUUUCAAUUACAUUUCUAGAUUUUGUUGACGUUUCCUUGAA
Austrofundulus limnaeus is the source of this 1095-nucleotide messenger RNA. Its product is annotated as protein slowmo homolog 2. The record is from RefSeq and is a predicted model, not a curated record. NCBI's taxonomy places the organism in Eukaryota, Metazoa, Chordata, Actinopteri, Cyprinodontiformes, Rivulidae. Gene Ontology annotation, cellular component: mitochondrial intermembrane space.